AUGCAGCCUGGCGCUCUACAUAGUUUCGUCACCUUGCGAUGGGAAGAAGCACCUUAUGGUACCUUACGGUUUACCGGUACUGAGAAACGAGGGGAUAUCGAACCGAACCAGGCAUUGCGACAAGCAGAGGAACGGGGGGGGGGGGAGGUCGACUCGCGCGCAUCGCCUCGAAUUGCGGUUGCGUCGGGACCCGAUGACGAACCCGGGCUCUUGGUUGCGGAGACUUGUAAACGCUGUAACCUUUUGCCUGUGUCGCGCCGAAAAGUCUACUCCUCGCCUGGGUACCGUUACCAAGAAACAGAGUCCGCCGUGAUGGGCGAUCCCGAAGCCAAAGGUCCCCGCCCAGCGAGCAGAGGUACCUUGCCGACCCCGCCAAACAGCCGGCUGUGCCUUACGUCAGGGCGGCCUGUCAGAACAGUAGGCGCGGGCGGCAGCGGACAGUUCCUCAACACCCUCAACCACCAGAGUUUAACCUCGAGCGUCCAACAACUCCCGGUCUACCCGGCCAAGGACUGGUUGAAUGCUUGUGCGCGUGUACCUGCAAGAAGCUUUAAAAUCACACAAAAAGUUGGCAACGGCUACCGCAACUCUCCCACGCACCCCUGGCAAUCAUACCAAAGGUCGACAGUUCACCCACGCGGUGGCUUGCGUCGAUACGUCAACCUUAUCCGUGUUGCUCACCUUCAAGCAAGGUACCUCAGAUGCGAGUCACAUCAUCUCACCGCCCAAGCACAUACCGUCAAUCCGGCUCUCCCACGUCUGGAAAAGCCCCAAACCCGGCUUUCCAUCGCUUCUGACUGGUCAUCAUCACCACCGUCCGCCGUCCUCGCCGCCGCCUACGCAGUAUUGCUAUUGCGAAACUUGCGUCUCCCCCCGAUUUCUCCGCUUCAGUCAAGCCCACCUCCCGUCGUCCCCAUUGUCAAAAGGCUGCAUCGCGACCCUGCGAACGAGGGGUUGCGGCUUUGCGGCUUUGCGGCUUUGCGGCUUUGCGGCUUGCCCCAGUUCUCACCUCCCGGCCCUGCGUUGCCCCUCCAUCCCAUCGUGCUAUUCGCAGAUCAACGCUCGUCCAACCAACCUGGUGUCACUCGCUGCCGCCGCCGCCGCCGCCACUCGUCAACGUCCAAAGCCAGCCUGAGAUUUCGUCGUCGGCAUCCAACUGCACUCAAGACGUUGUUCGUCAGCAUGUCUCUCGGCCACUCGGCCGGUUUGUAUACGGUCGUUGGAGUCCACGGCGCCACCCAGCCCUGUCACAAAAUGAUGGUGGACGUCGAAAAUGACAGGAAGCGGAUCCCCACUGCAAAAAGAAAAGACGAGGUGGAUUUCGUCGGCUGGGGCUUUCUCGUGGAGGCGUCAAACUCGACGCAAAUGCUCCUUGGUCUUUGGUCUUUGCUGCUCCACGGCCUCGCGGCGGAACACUUCCUGCAGACCCGGUCCCGAGCAGUCGUCAAGGGCAGCGAAGUCUCGCCAAUGACUGCUUUCGCAAGCCGUGUAAUGGAUGCUGGACAUGGCGGCUGCAGCUCCGACAAGGUAUAUAUCUUCAUGCUUCCCAAUACCGUCCGAUCUGCACAUUGUUUGCUCCUUCUUCGCAUCAAGCCGGUGCACCAUGAUCGAAUGCACUUGCCCACAAACCUGAAAUGCCAUAAAGGGCGUCGACAGAGCACCGUGAGCAGUCAGAAGCGUAUCUGUUCUCAUUGUCACGGUUGGCACAUGGCAGUCGUUGACUCUCUGUCGACGUACCGGCACUACGGUCUGAGCCGACCUGCCGUCCGAUCCGUCAAUCUCCACACCUACCGGAGGCUCCGGCGUAUGCCACCUUCCUCUCGGUGCCGGCUCUCUGACGAAUCGGCCAUGGCAUCCUUUGCCGCCUCGAAUUCAGAGUGCAUACCAUACCUGACACGAGCGUCGCAAGAUGCUGAACAGAGCGUCGCAGAAGAAAUCAGUGGCCUGGCCGAGUACGAAAUCAUCGCACGUAGGCGACAGGGAAACACGUGGCUGAAGCGUCCGGUGCCACAGCAGCCCUCUGGAUGA
Messenger RNA from Colletotrichum lupini, 2028 nucleotides. RefSeq lists its product as uncharacterized. NCBI's taxonomy places the organism in Eukaryota, Fungi, Ascomycota, Sordariomycetes, Glomerellales, Glomerellaceae. The transcript has 13 exons. Bases 1 to 2028 code for a protein of 675 amino acids. The record is from RefSeq and is a predicted model, not a curated record.